Endocarpon pusillum Z07020 is the source of this 1311-nucleotide messenger RNA. RefSeq lists its product as uncharacterized. The transcript is spliced from 4 exons. Gene Ontology annotation, molecular function: O-methyltransferase activity. The record is from RefSeq and is a predicted model, not a curated record. Bases 1 to 1311 code for a protein of 436 amino acids. NCBI's taxonomy places the organism in Eukaryota, Fungi, Ascomycota, Eurotiomycetes, Verrucariales, Verrucariaceae.
AUGGCGCGAGAAGCCAAUACUGCCACGAUGCUCACCCUCGCUGGGGAAAUCUUUGGUCAAACUUACCAGUUGGAAAAGUUCAUGAAGGAGAAAUCCAUCAAAGAACCUUCUCUUGCCGUUGGAGCCUACACUGAGCUAUGGUCGUCCCACACGACAGAAAUCGCUACAGCUCAGACCAGCAUCCUCGACUUAACCCAGAAGCUCACAAAACUCCUCUAUGGACCACACGGAUUCCUGCAUGAGUAUGUUUCCUCGAACUGGGAAUACGGUGCUCUGUACACAGUUCUCGAAUUCGACAUCCUCGAAAAGAUCCCGCUUGAUGGAGAGGUCCACGUAUCAGAGCUGGCUAUGCUGUCCGGCUUACCUGAGAACAAGCUUCUGCGUAUAUUACGGUUGGUCGCCUGCGAGCAAAUCUUGGAAGAGACCUCCGAACAGGUCUUCCGCCAUACUGUGAUAUCCGAGGAAUUGGUGAGGAACAAGAAGAUGAAGGCAUGGGUUGGAUUCCAGUUGUUUGAGACACGUGUUGCAAGCGCGCAUUUGGCCGACUCACUCAAGCAUCGCAACGACUUUCAAACUGGGUCGUCGGCUUUCAAACACGCCUGGGGAGCUUCUAUGUAUGACUGGCACAAAGCCCAUCCGGAGAAAUUCGCCCGUUUUAACCUGGCAAUGCAGGGUGUCACUCAAUCUCUCGACCCAGGAAAUGGUCUUUUCUGCGACUGGUUCAAUAGCAACAAGCGAAACAAGCACCGCAACCUGGUUGUAUACAUUGGCGCUAGAGACGGGCACGUCUACCAGUAUCUAGCAGAGCAAUAUCCCGACAUCUCCGUCGAAGUCCAAGACAAUUCGGAACAACUCCUCACCCAAGGCCAAAAAUCCCUCCCACCAGACCUCCAACCCCGAAUCACCUACACCAAGCGCGAGAUCUUCACCCCGCAACCCGCCCCCUCCUCCCCAGACAACCAAACCCUCGCCUUCAUCCUCCGCAACGUCCUCUGGAACCUCUCUGACUCGGACGCCAUCACCCUCCUCCGCACCUUCAUCCCCGUUCUCGAAGCCUCGCCAGAAACCGUCAUUCUGGUCAACGAUAUGUUGUCACCCGCCCGCGGCGAAUUUGACGCCCAGACCGAGAAAGCAUAUCGCAGACGCGACAUCACGGUGAUGACAAUGCAUAAUGCGAAGCAGAGGACGGAGGGGGAUUGGAGGCAGUUGUUCGAGGCGGUGAGUCCGCAUUUUGUGGUUAGGGGGUGGACGGCCUUUACGAGUCAUGCUUAUAGGGGUCUUUGGGAGAUUAAGUGGGUGCUUGCAAAUUAA